GAGGAGCGGAGGUUUACCGUUGUGGUAAUCCGGUUCAGACAUGACAAGUGCGGCCGACUGAAGCUCAACUCAGUCCUGCUUUUCUGCCCCGGGGGCUUCAAAAACUCCGCCACAACGUCUCAGCACCGAGCUGGACGUGUGAGCACAAUGCCGCGGUGGACUGAUGCCUGUUACGACGCAGACUCGUUCGGCCGGGAGGAGAAGUGCUCCCUUGUUAAGCUAGUUUGGUCCGUCAGUAGUGGUGAUGAUGAGCACCGGGCUGGAUGAGCAGCGAGUAGCCUGACGCCACUUCACCACAGGCCGGGACGAGCCUUUCAGCUGAGCCCGGAGCACCGAGACACCCGGAUGCUUCGAAGUUCACGGAUAAUAAACGGGGUAGUUGGAUACAGUUAAUCUGCUCCAAACUGUCUCACCAAUUCCUGCUGAAAGUGAGACCCAACCAGCUUUCACGGUGGAAACGAGAAGAAGAGCAAAGAUGAAUGCUGUGCGGGGGGGCACAGUCACCUGGCGUCCCCAGCCAUGGCAGGACGGGGACGGGGGAGGAGGGGAGCCGCUGUCAGACAGCGACUCUGAAGAGGAGGACUUCCCCGAUGACAGCACCACCCCGCUGGGGGACUACAUUACCCACGGACUGAAGCAGCUCCUGGAUGCUCAGCAGCUGUGUGAUGUGACUUUGCUUGUUGAGGGGAAAAAGUUCAUGUGUCACAGAGUCCUUUUAGCAGCAGUGAGUCCGUACUUCCGGGCCAUGUUCACCAGCCCUCUGGUGGAGUCCCGCCUCACUGAGAUCCGACUGGAGGAAGUGACGCCGUCUGUUAUGGAAACUGUGAUCCAGUUUGUGUACACCGGGGAAGCAGGGCUCUCCCUGGACACAGCAGAGGAUCUGUUUGUGGCUGCCAACCGCCUUCAGGUCAUGCCCCUUCAAGACUUGUGCUCCAGGUUUCUAUUUGAGCACCUCUCAGUGGAUAACUGUCUGGGGAUGUAUUCACUGGCUCGUUCUCACCAUGACCAGCUUCUGCUGCGUGCCUCCCUGCGGCUCGUAGCCCAGCACUUUCCUCGGGUGGCCCGGCAGAAAGAUUUCCUUCUGCUUGACCAUGGCACCUUAGGCAGCCUCCUGAGCUCCGACCGCCUCGGGGUGGACUCCGAAGCGGAGGUCUACGAUGCGGCACGCCGUUGGGCAGAGCACCAGCCAUUGGACCGCUAUGCCCACAUGCCUGCACUGCUUCACCACCUGCGCCCAGGGCUGCUGUCCCAGGAGGAGAGCCGAAGGCUGAGCCAGGAACUGGGGCCUGCUGCUGCGGGGGAAGGCCUCGGUGGGCCUCUGAGACCACGUGAGGGAAUGUUUGAGAAAAAGAUCGUCUGCGUGGAUCUGACACCUCGGGAAGAUGAGAAUUUAGCUGCAAGAGACUACACAGUGGACUGCUUUGAUCCUCGGACAGGGAAGUGGGAGAAGUUAGCAGCUCUGGGUUCACUCGUGAGCCCUGGCUGCACGGCUGUGGGUGACAGGCUGUUUGUAGCUGGUGGGAUCCUGCGGACAGGCUCUGUGUCUGCAGCCGUGCAUGAAUAUGAUGCUGUGUUGGACCGCUGGAUAGAGCGGCCUUCGAUGGUCCAGCCCCGGGCUAUGCUCGGUCUGCUGGGCUGUGGAGAGUCCCUCUAUGCUUUGGGUGGCAGCAACCGCUCCGCUCUGCUGGACUCCAGUGAAGCCCUGGAGCUGACAACACUUCAGUGGGGUCCCGGGCCUCGGCUGCCGCUCCCACUGCGCGCCUUCGCCUGCGCAGCGCUGCGUGGACGGCUUUACCUUCUGGGUGGAACCACACUUGAACAGAACCGGGCUGUGGUCCACUCAGGUGUGCUCAUUUAUCACACCCUGACAGACUGCUGGACACGUGUGGCACUGGACUCUGGUGCUACCUGCCUCGCUGGAGGAGUAGCAGUGCGAGGGGGAGUUUGCGCUAUUGGCGGAUACAUGAGGGAUACUACAAAGUUCCUGGAUGGAAACUACACCAAUCUGGAGACUUUAGAUGCUACUGGUCGGGUGCUGUUCUUUAGAGAGGGCCGGGGGUCGGGUGUGGAGAGGGAAGUGACUGGAGGAGGUGUGAUGGUCAGCGCAGAGCAGCGAGGGGGUGCAGGUGGUGGAAGCGACCGAGCCCCGAGUCCUGUUGUUUUUCCCGGGUUGCCACGGCGGAUUGCAGCAGGGGGCGUGGCCAGGUGGAAAAGGAGGAUUUAUGUGUUGGGUGGGGAAAACGGCUCGCGGUUCUAUGACAGCGUGUACUGUUGGAAACCCGGCUGGCGCAGCUGGGUCCAGAGACGGGAAAAACUCCCGGGAGACACUGGAGGGGUGAGCCAGUUUGGGUGUACCACUCUAAAAUUUCCUAAGAAACAUAUCCUGUCCAGACUGAGACUAGCCAAAGACAACUGCAGGAAGCCCUCUGACUAGCUUGACAGGGAUCAGUAUGACUGGAGAGGCAGCCGUCAUGUGACACAGAGAUGAGCUUCAGGCUGAAUGAGCUCCUUGCAAUUUUGGUGUGUGAAACUGAAUCACAAGGAAAAUACUAUUUUAUACAGUCUGAGUGCAGCCGCAGAGCAGGCCUUGAUGGUAUGAGAUGUAUCAUCAUCGACAGUCAUGCAGAUGGAGGGCAAGUGGAGCCAGGAGCUGGUUAAAAGUCAGGCAACAUGCACCUGAAUGUAACCUAAUUCACUAAAUGUCAGAACAGUGAAGUCCUUUGAGAGAGAAAAGGGCCUUUGAGUAGUUUUCUUAAAAGUGUAAUGUUAUGUUCAGCUUGCUGCUGAUGUCAUAUUUUUCAGGCAGUUUGGAAAUCACUUCAAUGCUGUGAAUUUCUCGUCAGCGUCUAGUUUAGACACAAGGAUACUGGAACAUUUCCGACCAUGCUUUCUUCCACUUUAUUUGCAAAAACGUCUGUUGUCUGACGAGGGCCCGUGAAGCCUUAUGACACUGCUAUAAAGAGCUACACAAAUAAACUUGAGGAGACAUAUCAUAAACCGACUGGCUUCGAGAUAGUUCUUACUUGUACAAUAAGCUAAUCAUUUUUUAAUAUAUCACCUUUCAAAAACUAGGUGUUUUACAAAGACAUGAGCGAAUAAUAAUUGUGUGAAUAGUACUUAAUGACCCUGCUGGAGUAUCUCAGACUGAAUUCAGGUUCAAAAGGGACGAUGAUGAAGAUGUAGUCAGGGAAGUUGCCUUAAUGGUGAUCGUUACAAAUUUAAAAUCAUUUCUAAAACAUGCAGGAGUCUAAAUAUGUGUUGUGUGGAUUCUUUAGUUAGAUUUGGUGAGUAGUCCAGCUGCAGCGUUCUGGACCAGUAGAAGCUUUGAUGGGUGCUGUUACAUAAGUCAGUAACACAGUGAGUUACAGUGAUCUGUAUUGACUGCAGGGGUCACGGGUUCCAAGUGCGUUGUGGAUAGAAAUGAUAUAAUUUUUCAAAAUAUUUCAAAGGUGCAAGAUGCAACAAUGAACAGUAGGUUUGAACUGGAGGUCAAAAUGAAGUUUGUUGUCAACUAUAGCACCUAAAUUCCAGGAGGAAAGGGAGCCUAAAUAGGGGGGAGAUGUGUGUGAGUUUUUUAGAGUUUGAAUUUUUAGCAUCUGUGGGAUAGUUUUGUGCUUUGUCUAAGUGAAAUGAGAACUAGAUCUGGUUGUCAUCUGUAUAAAAAACUGAAGGUAUAAAAAUGAUGUUUGUGGAGGACUGUCAGUGCUGGAGACUGGUUUGGCUAGCUUGUUGGUAUUUCUUUAAAUCAGGGUGGUGCAGUCACAGUGCUUCUGCAAAAUAGUGGCGGGGAGCAUUUUUGAUGGAAUGUUUGCCUCCAGAGAAACGAGAACUGUCAUUAAAAUGGCUCAUUCAGGCAUAUCGGCUCUGUAAAGCGACUUGAGACAAUUUGAAUUGUAAUUGGCGCUAUGUAAAUAAAACUGAAUUGAACUGAAUUAAUUCACUGAAUGUUUAGCAGACUUGGCUUAAUACAAGAUCCAAAUACUUGGGAAAACUUAACAUCUUUAGCAUGAAGGUUGCUGCUCGAAGGUCCGUCUUGUCCUGAUUUAAGGGGAUUUUGAAAACGGUAACAUGCAGAUAGUAGAAGAGGAAAGAGUCCUGCAUAGAGGAAAAGGCAGACAGUUAGCUGAAGUCUACAUCCCAUGAGUCAGACUAAUCCAAAGGUAGCAUGUAGAGAAUAGACUGAGCCUUGAGCCACUUCAUAAGUGCAGCGGAAAAUGGAAGAAUUACUGAUGGCCACUGAUUUCUAUUAGAAAUACAGGAAUAAAACUAGUCACCUGAUGUUCAAAGUGUUUAAUAAAAAUCACUUGGUGGAAUAGAUGUUAGUUCGCCACAGACAGCUGGCAGAAGAACAUUAACAACUAAGAAGAGCUUUGUCAGUGCUACAGUCUGCCCUAAAACCUGACUGAAAUUUAUAAAGGCAGGGUUUUUCCUGGCUCAGAAUGGGUCUUUGGGUGGUGACUGCACAGCAACAAGCAUGAUUCGUUUGCUUACACUACAGGCAAUGAGUCUGUGUUGCCUACUUUGACAGAAAUCUGCAUUUUUCUGUUAUUUCUGAGCAUUUGACUAACAAAAAUGGAUAUUAUGCUUGAGUAAAUGGAAAGCAAAUUAACAAAACAAGUAAAAAAAAAAAAAUCCUAUAAUUUUGCACUUUGUUGUUGGCCAAAAUGUCUUUUUACAUGUUGGUAUAAGCAGAGAAAUCCCAGCACAGAGCCCAUUGCCAUUCACACUGUAUAGUCAACGAUCUCCUCAGCAGCAGUUUUUUCCAAGACCCUGGCCAAGACGGGGAGUUGAGAUAUUGUGCAAAAGUUAUUAAAAAUGAAUGGGCCAGAGUUGACUCAUUCGGAGGUGCUUGAACUACAACUGAUUUAAAAUAUUCAGGCACUUGACAUUGUGAAAGUGAGGAACUAUAAUAGAUAAUGACUUGGAUACAUGGAGAUACUGACUUUGAGUAUUUCUUUAAGGAAGUGAGUUGAACAGAAGGGUAUUUUCAGCUCAUUUUUUUUUCGACAACAGCGACAAAAUAGGAAGAAUCUGUUUGAGCACAUUGACUAUCGUAAACCAAAGGUAAGCAUACAGUUCUGUGAGUGGCUCGGGAUUUAAAGCAAACUGUACUGAUAGCUGGAGCUGUGUUGUUUCAUCUGUGGCUCAGUCAUUCAGCUUCAUAGUAUCCAGGAUAGUCUACCUGUCUGGAGAUACUGCCUGGUGUUGCAUCUUCGCCAGUGUGUAAGACAUGGACUAGAUAGUGUCUUUUUACUUAGUAGAACAAUAACAAAGUGGACAAAUUGCAGUGGAAGAAAUGUGCAGAGCAAAGUUAAAGAUGAUAUUCACUAUUAACACAUACAGUAAGACCAUGUAGGAAAAAAAUCCACCAUCAAAGGCAUUUGCAAUGAAAAACUGUCCUCCUGACAGAGUUGCUGCUUCAUAAUUUUAGCUAGAUCUCACUGUAUAAUUCCAGCAAUAAAUGUCUAAAGGUGUCGUGCGGCCAUCUGGGAAUACGACCGACAGUAUCCUUGUGUCUAGACUCUCACUCUAUCCAGCUUCAUUCCUGAACCUCCAGGCCAGGUGGGCAGCUGUCUGCACUCGCUUCAGCUGCCGUCCACAGGAAUCUGAAUGUACUUGACUUGGAGGCUAUGGAUCAUUUACUCACACUGACAUUGCACAUUAUUUAUUGAAAUGUAUUUUAAUGGGUUUUGUUGUUAUUUUGAGUGCUGGGACGUUCUGUAAACUACACAUUUGCCCAGAAAGACAAGCAUGUUGUUUAGCUGCAACAGGCCAGUAAUGAUUCAGAGUGAUUGCACCUUCCCUAAAGUCUUCAGUUGGACUGAGACGGUCUCCUUUAAGAUCACAACAGCGGAAUUUAACACCACAGGCAACAAGCACAGAACCCCCCCAGUGACACAGCUACUGCACCACUUAACAUUUAGAUUAAAAACAUCGUGGUCUUUGUUUUUCUUCAUACUAUGAAAUACAGAGUAGAUGGUACAUUGCUUCCUUUAAUUUAGUCUGCUAUGUGUGAUUAAUAUGUAAAAUCAAACAGAAUCGCAGCCUCCCUUUUUUCUAUCCCAGCUUCUGUUGACCCGUUUAGUUUUCAUGGUAAAGGUGUAACAUAUUGAUAUGUUUCCACUGUUGCUCCCUCCUGCCCUUCACUCUGCCAGUGCCACUAGCAGAUACACUGACAGGGAUGACUUAGCAGCACAGUAGACCGAGAGGCUCUUCUGUUCUCAUUAAUUAUGGUGUAAAACCCCGGUGUAGGAGUUUUCAUGGAGGUGCUGUUGUACCGCGACUGUGAUCGUCUCUGUUUAUGAUUUACAGUUUCCAACUUGUGGGGUUUGCUUCACAAACACAAGAGCAGUCUAACAUUUGGUCCGAGAUUCAGAUUACAAGACUGUUUCAGAAAUAUAAUGACUGACUUAUUUUAGGCUUAGAAAGCCAACCCCUCGACCCUCAGGCUGACUUAGAACUAUGUUUCCUUGGUAACACUCAAAGGCACAAACUGGUGAAAACAUGAAGAAACGUGGCUCAGAAUUCAGGGUUUGCUGAUAAUGUUCUACAGCAAGCAACGAGACAGAAGAGUUUAUUGAGAGCGCAGUAGUCUGCUCUUUACAGAAUUAUCUCAGUGAAACGUUGUUACUGGUAAAUUUGUUGAGGCGUUGGUAUCCGAGUAGUUUAAUGUGGCGGAGUUAUGUGACGAUUGGCAUUGCUUUGUCUGUUUGCAACAUUACUCAAAAACGGAAUAACAGAUUUGGAUGAAAUUUUCAGGGAAAGUCAGAAAUGACACAAGGACCAACUGAUUAGGUUUUGGCAGUGAUGUGGCUUAUAGUCUGGAUCCAUGGAUUUGUUAAAGAUUUCUGUAUCAUUGCGAGAUAGCGUCACGGCGAUCCUAUUACAAAUCCACUGCUGCGUACUUAUCAGUACUUAUCCGUUGUAAAUCAUACAAGGAAUGAGCAGCCUUGGCGGACUAUUGCCCUCUCUGAGUGCUUUUCUAGUUCAGUCUUUUGUAUUUUAUUGUUUGGAAAAGGUUGUAAUUUAUCCAUAAUUCGUAGCAAAAUUGUUCCACUUGAAGCUGGGUUUUUUUUGUGUGUGUGUCGCUGGACUAAAAUUCCAGACUAAACUUUGAGGUGAUGUGUAAACUAGACUUCCACACCUCCUCUUGACUUCUUUUGGUGCUUUUCCAUUAGCGCCUACUCGGCUUGACUCUACUUGGUUUGUGAGGUUUUCCAUUAGGACGUAGUCCCUGGCACCAGGCACUAUUUUAGUACCUACUCGGCCGGGGUUCCAAGUGAGCUGAGUUGAGCCGAUAAUUUGACGUCUACAGAGUGCAGGCCACUGAUUGGACAGAGAGUGAUGACACAUGAGAGCGACUCCUUCACGAAAAAUUGUGAGUGUUUGGUGACUUCAAGAAACUUUUCCAUUACGCAUCCCAUUGGUGGCAAGCUUCCUUUAAACCAGUGUUUCUCAAAUAGUGGGGCGCGCCCCCCUGAGGGGGCACAGAGGCAUGUCAGGGGGGGCGUGGGCGACUGGGAGGAAAAGGUUCUUCAACACGGAACUAGUUAGCUGAACUAUUGUUUUAACGUCGGCCUGUUUUUCGCGGCGUACAACAAUACUGAAAUUGUGCUGGCCCAUAGACUGUAUAUGCCAUAGAUAUAAAAAAAAAUAUUAAUAAUAAUGAUCUUCUAUAUAUAUCUAUGGUAUAUGCACUGGCCGUUCAGACUCCGAAGUACAGACUCCUGAGAACGGGAGAACGCAUCGUUAAUGUGCAGUCGGAACACCAGCGUACUCGAUCACGUCACGUACUCGGCUCAUCUCCUCCGAUUGUUUUUACCAGCAAUGUCAAACAUACGGCCUGUGGGCCAAAACUGGCCCACCAGACGGUCCAUUUCGGCCCGCGGGACGACUUUACAAAUGAUAAAAAUUACAACAACAUUAAUUGUGAAUUGUAAAUUUGUAAAACUGUAAAUUUAAAAUAAUUUCUAGAACUUGACAAGUUGUUCUGAUCAUGAAGUAAAAUACUAGAUUGUUCAGUUCCAGAUACCUGUGACUGAAUGUUUUGUGUUUUUGUAGAUAAACUGUUAUCUGGCAGUUACAAUGGAUGUGUAAAUGAUGAACUGAGGCAUAAUAGGCUACUGUUGAAAUUGAACUUGUUUUCCUUAAGAAAUUUCAGGUUCAUAAUAUUUUGUAAAAAGAUAGUUCAUUAAAUGUGAACAUUUUCAGGAUGUACUUUUUUUAAACUAAAACAAAGGGGAAAAGUUGGAGUUGUGGUUAUUUAUAGGCUAUUAUGCUGUGAUUUUACUGGUGGGGCCCACUGGAGAUCAGGUUGGGGUUUAUGUGGUCCCUGGACUAAAAUGAGUUUGACACCCCUGAUCUUUACUGUGAAAAACAACAAAAUGGAAUCAGAUAAAAUAACACAGCCCUGCAUAUUCAUGUUUUCACAAUAUAUAAAUAUAUAUAUAUAUAUAUAUAUAUGUAUAUAUAUAUAUAUAUAUAUAUAUAUAUAUAUGUAUGUAUAUAUGUAUAUAUAUAUGUAUAUGUGCGCACAAAGUUAUUGGGGGGGCAUGAAAGUUUUUGGUCCUCCGAAGGGGGGCCCAGCAGAAAAAAUUUGAGAACCACUGCUUUAAACAAACAAGUAUAUUUUGAUAGUAAUGUCGUUGUCUCCUGUAUGCAGACAAUAAGCUAGCUAGUUAGCCAUCAACGCUGGCUCCGUGGCUGGGCCGUCGUGCUAUGACGACUCCACCCAUGAUGAGGUGGUACUCAACUGUAAUGGAAAACGACCUGAGUCGAGUCGAGUAGGUGCAAAUGGAAAAGCGCCAUUUGAGUCCCAUGUGAGGCUUGAAAUGUUGACUUCUGGCUGCUGCAGCUUUAUAAUGAGCAAAUGUUUCACUAAAAUCAGACUGGACUGUAAGUUAGAUCUGAGCCAAGCUAAGGAAAAGUCUGUCUUUGUGAAACCGACCCCAUAUGGUAAGAAACCCAAGUAUGUGGCUGACCAAAAAAAAAAAAAAAAAGAAUAGAACAAGUAGCAAAAACACUUAAGUAAGGUUCUCUAAUUCAGCACUAGGUGGUCAAACACACAGUAGAGAGGUUUUUUUGUUGUUGUGAGCUUCAGUUUGUGUUUCCAGGAAAACUUAACGCCACACUGUCUGUUUUAGUUCUCACAACAUGCUCUGAAUUUUCACCCAGAAAUGUCAAAUGGACUGCUUUCCUUUUCCUUGGUGUGCUUACAGCUUGUAUGACAUGUGACCAGUGUGUGAUUGUGUACGCAUGCAUGUUUUCUAUGCCGAGGCGUAAAUCUGCUCAACACAAGCUCUUUGGGCACAUCCACACCUUCUUGCUGUGCGACCAUUCAGAGAAGUAAAGCUGCCCUCAUUUGUACAACCUAAUGACUUUUGUGAAAGGAAAGGCAAAUGGAUGAAAGCAGUGCUAUGAAAUGAUUAAAGGACUAUUUGCUUACA
This is a messenger RNA of Amphiprion ocellaris (clown anemonefish), 9446 nucleotides long. RefSeq lists its product as uncharacterized. The record is from RefSeq and is a predicted model, not a curated record. NCBI's taxonomy places the organism in Eukaryota, Metazoa, Chordata, Actinopteri, Pomacentridae. The coding region runs from base 476 to 2434 and encodes 652 amino acids. Gene Ontology annotation, molecular function: protein binding. The transcript has 5 exons.